AUGGAUGGCGACAUCACCCAAGCAAGCGGCAACAUCAACACACAGGAUGACUUCCAGAUCAGAGGCGCCGUCACUCGAGCACCACCCCAAACAGCCGCCAAAACCAGAAGCCAAGAUGCGUGCGCCAUCUGUCUCGAGGCCAUCACCGAACGAGCAGUCGCCGUACCUUGCAACCACCUGACCUUCGACUUCCUCUGCCUCGUCACCUGGCUUCAAGAACAGUCUACAUGCCCACUAUGCAAGAGCAGAAUAACAAAGGUCGAAUAUGACUUUCGGAGUCCCGAAGACUACAAGACAUACCACGUGCCCGUAGAGGACACACGCAGCCGCAAUGCGCGCACUUCUCAACACUCACGGCCUGCGCAUCUCAACCCGAGACCCAGACGGCGUCCAGUCGCCCAGCAGACUCAGCCCUCGACAGACCAGUCCCUCGACCGUCGCCGUCACAUCUAUCGCAACCGCCUGUACUCCCUCCGCGUAGGAGCGAACCGCAUCUCUCAAUACCGCGAUUUCACACAGCAGAGCUUCACCACCUCUCCCGAACUCCAAUCGCGCACGCGCACCUUCCUCCGCCGCGAACUCCAAAUCUUCUCCUUCCUCGACGCGAACCCGCGAGGUGGCAAUCGUGACUUUCUCGUCGAGUACAUUGUCGCCAUCCUCAAGACGAACGAGUUGAGAGGCGCGGAUGGCAAGACGGAAGAAUUGCUCAAAGACGUCCUUGGGUUGGAGAAUACACGACAGCUGUUGCAUGAAUUGGAAGCUUGGUUGAGGAGUCCGUAUGUGCAUUUGAGGGACUGGGAUGGUCAUGUGCAGUACGCGGAUCGAAGGGAUACCUCCAAAUGA
Lecanosticta acicola is the source of this 843-nucleotide messenger RNA. NCBI's taxonomy places the organism in Eukaryota, Fungi, Ascomycota, Dothideomycetes, Mycosphaerellales, Mycosphaerellaceae. The record is from the annotation of a GenBank genome assembly.